CAAAAGAUCGCGCAACGCACGCGCCGCAGACGGGGGCUCGCCGCCUUCCACUUAUAACACCUCGUCUCGCGCAGCUGCGCAAUACAUUCCGCGUACUUACUACUUGGGCGUCAGCUCUCGCCGUGUUACGUGUGGUACUACGAGGGCAGUGUCCCUGCGUUACGUCGCCGCUGUCGGUAUCGUACAGUGUCAUUUUUCUUUUCGUCCCCCCAAAGCGCGAGUCGAAGACGAACGACGAGACGAAGACGACGAUCUGCGGGCCGAACUCCUGUCCCCUCCCAUGGUGAGGCGCUGAGCUUUUUCCGUUACGUACGGUCACCUUGAGAACAGAAGAGUGAGCGAAAAGUUUCGCAACGUUUACGAAACGCAAGAAUUGAAAAGUAGAGGCAGCCGACCGACGAGUAAGACAGUGUGAACGACGUCACGAGCAAGUAGUAUUUGAAGCGCUCGAAGAGCAGACGAAACGGUUUCAACGAUGAUCAGCUCUGCCUUUACGUAGACAGACGACCGAGAUUUGAGUCAGCGAGCAGACGACACACUUUACAGCGACGCGGGAAGUCAUCGACGAGCGAAACGAAAAGUCGAAGUAGGAGACUGCGGGCAAAACAGAGCGUAUACGACCGGACAAGUAGGCUUCGGAACCUCGUUAUAGUACAAUACAGCGGAAAGAAGAUACGAUGCGUCGUUAAGAUCUACGCCGUGUAAGGAAAGAAAGGGGGGUAGAAAAAAAAAGGUGGGAGAGAAAAGGUGCGCGUGACGUCGCUCUCUGUCCGCGGGAAACACGGCGUCCUUUCAAGAACCGUCCGAUGAGAAAGUGACGUUCGCGUACAAGUGUGUCCUCCAUGGGUCACGUCGCAAGAGUUCGGUGAUCGAGGAGCUGGCGGUGGCGGGGGGAGGCGAGCGGCCCGAGCAGCACCUGCCCGGCAUGCGGGAGAACAAAUUGGUGGUGAUCGGCGCCGGCGGUGUGGGCAAGACUUCGCUCAUCGUACAGUUCCUGGAAGGAUUGUUCCACAACGGUUACAAGCCAACAGUCGAGGACUGCUAUCGGAGCUCCAUACAAACGCCAGACGGCAUUUACCACACGGUGGAUAUCCUGGACACGGCGGGUUCCCACCACUUCCCGGCCAUGCGUGAGCUCAGCAUCCGCUCGGGUCGGGGUUUCGUGCUCGUCUUCUCCCUCGACAGCCUGCAGUCCUUCCACGAGGCCGCCCAGCUGUGGCAUCUCAUCGCCAAGAUCAGAGGCGAGCGCGUGCCCAUCGUGCUGGUGGGCAACAAGUCGGACCUGAUCCAGAACCGACAGGUGUCGCAGGACAUGGCCAUGAAGCUGGCCCAGGAGAGCAUGCACAACUGCCGCUACCUCGAGACGAGCGCCAAGUACAACGUCAACGUGGCCGAGCUGUUCGUCGAGCUGCUCCAGCAGGCGUGCGCCAUGGAGCGGCAGCAGCCGCCGCCUGCCGCCGUCCCCCCGGCGGCCGGCGGCGGCGGCCGCUCGCUGUCCAUGCAGGACAGGCCACCGGACUCGCCGCUGCUGCUGCAGCCGCAGCACAACAGGUCGCCGCGCCGGCUCUCCCACCGGCUCAGCUCGCUGGGCAGCCUGCCCAGCAUGCGGCGCAAGUCGAGCGCCGCCUCGUCGACGGGAGGUGGCUGCAGCGGGAGCAGUUGUCCCUCGCCGUCGACGCCCCGGAGCCGUAAGGCAUCGAGACAAGCCGAGCCGGCGGCCAACCUCGACGGCGCGGAGGACCCGGACCAGAAGUGCCACAUCUUAUGA
This is a messenger RNA of Dermacentor silvarum, 1768 nucleotides long. Its product is annotated as ras-related protein Rap-1b. The coding region runs from base 926 to 1768 and encodes 280 amino acids. NCBI's taxonomy places the organism in Eukaryota, Metazoa, Arthropoda, Arachnida, Ixodida, Ixodidae. Gene Ontology annotation, molecular function: GTP binding; GTPase activity; GDP binding. The transcript is spliced from 3 exons. The record is from RefSeq and is a predicted model, not a curated record. Gene Ontology annotation, biological process: signal transduction. Gene Ontology annotation, cellular component: plasma membrane.